AUGGGCAGUGUGUGGAUCGCUUCCUUCCUCUGUCUCAUCAUCGCUCUGACCGUCGCCGGCAAUUUCCUUCUGAUCCUCCUGAUCUUUACGCAGCGCUCCCUGCGCAACACCUCCAACUACUUCCUCGUGUCCCUCUUCAUGUCCGACCUGAUGGUGGGUCUGGUGGUGAUGCCGCCGGCCAUGCUGAACGAACUGUACGGGAGGUGGGUGCUGGACCGGUACUUCUGCUCAGUCUGGUCCUCCUUCGAUGUGAUGUGUUGCAGCGCCUCCAUCCUCAACCUGUGUGUCAUCAGCUUAGACCGGUUCCUCCUCAUCACCUCUCCGCUCAAGUACAAGCUGAGAAUGACCCCUGGCCGGGCUUUCUUCCUGGUCUCCACCACCUGGACCUUGGCCGCGCUGGCCUCCUUCCUGCCCAUUGAGAUGGGGUGGCAUGAAGUGGACUUUGAGGUCCAGGCGCCCAACUCCACGUCCGAGGUGGGAGUUGAGGAGAGCCAGUGCCGGCUCCUGGUCAGUCUGCCCUACGCACUCAUAGCCUCGUCUCUCACCUUCUUCCUGCCCUCCGUCGCAAUCUCCUUCACCUACUGCCAGAUCCUGUUGGCCGCUCGGCGACAAGUUGUACAGGUCGCUUCUCUGACCAGCAACGUGGCCGCUACAUAUGACCAGGUAACGGAGCCGCUCGGGAUAGUUGGCAGCGACGGCAGGAAAUUCACCAGCAAACACAGCAGGCGGGCCCUGAAAGCCAGCCUGACGCUAGGGGUUUUACUGGGGAUGUUCUUCGUGGCUUGGCUGCCCUUCUUUGUGGCGAAUGUGACGCAGGCGGUAUGCGACUGUGUCCCGGCCUUGCUGUUUGAUGUGCUGACCUGGCUGGGUUACUGCAACAGCACCGUCAACCCCAUCAUCUACCCUCUCUUUAUGCGGGACUUCAAGCGGGCCAUGGCCCGGUACCUGCCAUGUCUCCGGCGUUGGUGGGAGAGGCGGCCGAGCAUCGUGUCGUUCACCGGGAGAAACUCCAACAGCGGCCCCCGGCUUCCACUCACCCUCAGAAACAUGCUGGCCCUUCAACCCGAGACCGACUCGGCCGACUCAGCCAUCCACCGGAGCGAUCCCAUCCCGACUCCGAGCGGCCAACAACACGAGGACAAGUUGCCCAACACCGCUGGCGUCGACUCACUACAUCUCUUCGACCUGGAACAGACGGAGCAAGAACUCCACAUCAACCAGCUCAACACGCCAAUAGACUGAAGCACAAGGCGCUGGAGGAACUCAACUGGUCAGGCAGAGUCUCUGCAGGACAUGGAUGGAUGGAUGGAUGGAUGGAUAGGCGACCUUUGUAGUCGGGACCCAAUGUAGAUUAGAUAUCCUCGCCCCCCCCCAAAGUACAGCCAGGGAUGAGAUCGCUGUCCCGAAUUAGUGGGGCAGCAAUUGACUGGAGUCAGGGAUAAUUGGCUCGAAAAUGCCCCCAACAAACACCUUUCUCUCCUGGACCUCCCCCAUUUGUCAUAGUGGGACCACAAACCACACGCACAUUGGAGGAACAGCACCUCAUAUUUCGCAUGGGCUGCUUACACCCCAGCGGUAUGAAUAUUGAUUUCUCUAACUCCAAGUAACCCUUGCUUGCCCUCUCUCUCCGCCCCUCCCCCACCCCAGUUCUCCAACUAGUUUCACUGCCUGCAUAACCUAUUCUUACCUACUCCAAGACAACAACGGACCAUUGUGGGCUCCACCCUUCCUUGAUCAUUCAUUCGUUCUAUUUACCGUCCAUAUCUCUAAUUUCCCUUUGGUCUGACUCUGUCUGAAGAAGGGUCUCGACCCGAAUCAUCUCUCCAGAGAUGCUGCCUGUCCCCCGCUGAGUUACUCCAGCUUUUUGUGUCUAUCUUCGGUGUAAACCAGCACCUGCAGUUCCUUCCUGCACUUCCAACGCUCCAGAUGGGUUGGGAACCAUGACUGCCGCUGUUCUGAGGGGGACAGAACUUCCAGGACAGGGGGACAAUGUCUAUGUGGCCCUAGUGGAGAUUGCAGCCUUAACUGGAAGACUUUAUCUCGGCUUUAUGUUCAGCUGCGCAUUCAACCAACGCACACAAAAGUAUCAAUUGAAUUCAUUCAUCCCUCAGCUCUCUUAGAAAAUAGACAAACUGCAAAUCCCUUCUGCAAAAUCACAGGAAGGAAUUGCAACCAGGAGCAAGUCCAACAUAUGAACUCGGCAUCAAGAAAAAACACUGGGAGGCUGCAGACAAUAUCUGGAAAAUAAUUCAGAUGGGUUACUGCGUGAAAUAAAAACAUAGCAUGCAGGAAAAUACUGGGCGGGUCAACCAGCAUCUGAGGAGAGGGGGACAGAGAUAAUGCUUCACGUUAAUAAUAUUGUUUGAGAUUUAAUUCUCCAAGUUAAAUCCUGCUUCAGAUUCAAUUUUCAGAUUCAGAUUCAGAUUCAAUUUUAAUUGUCAUUGUCAGUGUACAGUACAGAGACAACGAAAUGCUUGAGUCACGAAACUAAUUUAAUAUCUUUAGAUACUUUGAUAUUCACAUUUUUAGUUGAGAAGAUGUUCUUUUCUUGCAAUUGUAAACAUAUUUGUCAUUUGAAGUCUCGAUUUUUGUGAUGUCAAUUUUUUUUGCUCUGGAUGCAUCAGUAACUCACAACGACAGGUAGAACCAAUGUAGGCAAGAACUUUUAAUGUGGCUUAGAGUGGAAACUGCCCUUCAACUCACCUUGACCACACUGACCAACUUGCCCCAUCUACACGAGUCCCACCUGCCUGCGUUUGGCUCAUAUCCCUCUCAACAUAUCUAAUCCAUGUGCCUGUCUAAAUGUUUGUUCAAACAUUCUACCUCCUCCGGCAGCUCGUUCAGGGGUUAUGGGGAGAAGGCAGGAGAAUGGGGUUGAGAGGGAAAGAUAGACCAGUCAUGAUUGUAUGGCAGAGUAGACAUGAUGGGUCCAAUGGCCUAAUUCUGUUCCUAUAACAUAUGAACCCACCACUCUUUGUGUAAAAAAAGUUGCCCCUUAGGUUCCUGUUAAAUCUUUCCCUCAUCACCUUAAACCUAUCAUCUACUUACUGAUUCCCCUACUCUGGGUACAAGACUGCAUUUAUUUACCCUGUCUAUUCUUCUCAUCAUCUUACAUACCCCUAUAAGAUAUGUCCACAACCCAAUGUUAUAGACAAUAGACAAUAGGUGCAGGAGUAGGCCAUUCGGCCCUUCGAGCCAGCACCGCCAUUCAAUGUAAUCAUGGCUGAUCAUCCCCAAUCAGUACCCCGUCCCUGCCUCCUCCCCAUAUCUCCAGACUCCACUAUCUUUAAGAGCCCUAUCUAGCUCUCUCUUGAAAGCAUCCAGAGAACCUGCCUCCACCGCCCUCUGAUGCAGAGAAUUUCACAGACUCACCACGUACCAAGGAGAAGUCGGAAAUCUGUACCAAGGGAAGUCGGAGAGCCAUGGCUGGAGACAAGGAACAAGUGGAUAGAAAAUGGAAACAAGGAACUGUAGAUGCUGGUUUACACAAAAGGCACUAAGUGCCGGAGUAACUCAGCGGGUCAGGCAGUAUCUCUAUCUAUGUUCUCUUGAGAUGGUGUCUGACCUGAUGAGUUACUCCAGCACUUUGUGUCCUCCAGUGGUUAGAAUGUAUACUGAUGCUUUAUACUUGAUACAGCUUUACAGGGCUUUGGUGAGGCCACAUUUGUAGUAUUGUUUACAGCUCUGGUCUUCCCAUUACAGGAAAGAUGUGGAGACUUUGUAGAGGGGGCAGUGGAGGUUUACCAGAAUACCACCUGGAUAAGAAGGUAUUAACUACUAAGAAAGGUUGAACUGUUUUCUCUGGAACACCAGUGAUUGAAGGGAGACCUGAUAGAAGCAUAACAAAUUAUGAAAGGCCUAGAUAGGGAAGACAGUCAGAACCUUUUCCCCAGGGUGGAUUAGUCAAAAACUAGAGGGCUAGCUUUAAGAUGAAAGGGGCAAAUUUUAAA
This is a messenger RNA of Leucoraja erinaceus (little skate), 3950 nucleotides long. It is a transcript of the gene htr6, whose product is annotated as 5-hydroxytryptamine (serotonin) receptor 6. The transcript has 3 exons. Gene Ontology annotation, molecular function: G protein-coupled serotonin receptor activity; neurotransmitter receptor activity. Lineage: Eukaryota; Metazoa; Chordata; Chondrichthyes; Rajiformes; Rajidae. Bases 1 to 1242 code for a protein of 413 amino acids. The record is from RefSeq and is a predicted model, not a curated record. Gene Ontology annotation, cellular component: membrane; dendrite. Gene Ontology annotation, biological process: G protein-coupled receptor signaling pathway, coupled to cyclic nucleotide second messenger; chemical synaptic transmission.